GCCAUUAGGAAAAACGAGCAUGAGUGUUCGCCCCAAAAACGCCGGCGAUAUGAUUGUCCACAACUCCGUAAUCGGGGGCUACGAUGAGUCAAAGUUUGCCGAGAAGAUAACCCACCUGACGCCCACCGAGCAGGAAGCAGUGAAGCGCUUCUGGAGGUCGCUGGUUUUGCGAAGUCAACGCGCCUUCAUUGAGGAAAAUGCUCGUCCAGUCGCGUCCUCCGCGAGUCCCGCUCCCUCGGGCAUGAAUCGCUCCGUGCGCAGCUGCAACUGCUGUCCCUAUGGCUACCACAUCGACCUGGACUUUGUGCGCUACUGCGAGGCCCUGGCCCGAAAGCCCAGCGAGGAGGAGCAGCGGCGGCGGGAUCGCAGGAGGUCCCGAAAGUCCAUGGAGUUCAUGCUGGGAUUCGAGAGCCUCUUCGGCGGCGACUGGCAGGCGGAGUCCAGUCAGGGAAAGCUCAGCGAGACCUCACAUGAAAGCGAACCGGAUUCGCCACGCCCCCUUGGAGGAGGAGCGGGGGCGGUGAAUAUGUCGCAGUCGUACACCACCACUCCGUGCUACCGACCGCGUUCGUCGUCCGUGCCCCGUUUCACCUACGGCAGCAUACCGCCGCGAUCGGAGUCGCCCUUCGGCACCGCCUCCUCCACGUGCUCCUCGCUGCGCGGCGGCGUGGAGAGCGAUGCGGGCAUCUACCAUCAGCCGCAUCGCCCGGCGAUCAGUCCGCCGGAGACGAGGGCCUUCCUCCACGAGGCGCUCGACGAGGUGUGCAGCGACUUCGAGCGGACUCUGGAGCGGACCUCCGUGAAGCGUCGCAAGACGCCCUACGGCGCCGGCUCCCUGUCCAUGGAUCGCAAUAACAACAAACUCAGCCUGAGCCUCCGCAAUGGCCAUGGCGCAUCGAAGGAGCACAAGAGUCAUCGGCUGGGCACCAGCACGUGGGACCGGCACUUUGAUGUGGCAGAUUCCUGCAUUGGGGGCAACCAAUCGCCCACGGGCACGCCGCGCCCCUUCCUGCGGUCCAACACUCUUCCUCUGCGGCAGCGGCCCAGUCCGGCGGAGGUGCAGUAUGAGAGCUACGUGCAGGCCACGGUGGCCGCCAAUGCCAAGUCGCCGGUGGAGCAGCUGGAGUCUCCGAAGUCUCCAGGAGCUCCGCCACCGCCGCCUCCAAGGCGCCACCACCUCUUGGCCUCCACGCCCACGGGAAAGCCCAGUUUCAAGGAGGACCUACCACGUCUGCAGGAGAAUGGCUCCGUAAGCAGCAGCUCCCUGCAGUCCCCUGUCAUCUCGGAAACCGGACAGACCACGGCGGAUGCACAAGCUCUAUUCCAGAUCCGCGAACAGAUGGCGCUGAGCCUAAAGCGUCUUAAGGAUCUGGAGGAGCAGGUGAAAGUCAUACCCGACAUGGAGCUGGAACUCAAUUCUCUUCGCUCGGAAAAACAGAAAUUGCUGCGCAGGAACGAGGAGCUGAUGCGAAGUCAACGGCAGACGCCUUCGCCGCCAAGUCCGGGACUCAAGACGGCCUCACCCGUGCAGUUCACUCCGCAGAGGAUCAGUCCAGUGUCGCUGGAGAGCCUAGGAGCACGCAUGCGCAGCAGUUCCACCUCGGCAUCGCCAUCUCCAAGCGUUGUCCGCCGGGAUGUGUCCACCCAGGCGGUGGUGCGACCACCUGCCACACGAGAUGUGUCCGUGGGCCACCAGCCCACCACGCGAAACGUUGGAGUGCAGCCAUCGGAAACCGUCUACUCCAAGGAGGAGCUGGACAAGAAGGUGGAGCAGGCACUCACCAAUGCACAAAGGCAACAGCUGAGGAAGCUCAUCUCUGUGGGCACCCAAAUGUAUGUGCCCCAGAGGGACCAAAAGGACAGUGGAGUGCAAACCACACCGGAACGACCCAAGCUCAAGUACAAUGUGGGCGUCACCGCGAAACCUGCUACGAGGGAGAACUUCACCAGUUGCAAGCCGGAUGUGCGUCAUGUGGGCAGCUCUGACGAUCGCCUGGACGACGUGCUAUGCGAAAAGUGCGCCGUCAGCAAGAGAAGCGUGGCCUGCGGUCCCGAAACUCCGGCGGAGAAGGUGAAACCCACUCCCCAAAUGCCCGGACGCAGCAACACCUUCAGCUUGGGCGAGAAUGAGAGCGUUUCCGUGGUGCGUAAGACAAUUGGCUGCCAGACGCCAGUUACCCUGGUCCUCAGUUCCGGAAGUCAAACCACCACGGCUGCAGUCCGUUCCACCGGAGCCCAGAUUACUCCGCAGCAACAGCACUCGGGCGUCCAGUGUGCAGCGGAGCAGGUAUCCCGACAGACUGACACCAAGGGACUGCAGCGACUCACUCGGAGUCAGACGAAGGCGGAACAGGUGUCGGAGUCGGUGCCUCGCCCAACAACCCGCCACACAGCCAGCAAUACGGACAAGUUGGAGGAACCGGAGCCGGCUAAGGUUCGAACAAGCCACUCCGCCUGCAACACGGAGGAGGUUCGCAAGAGGGACGUGGGCUGUGGCGACAUUGUCAAGCCGCACAUCUCCAUUGCCUGUGCAGCCAACUACUGUGAUUCCUGCAAGGAGGCCAUCCAGGAUCUGGCCCGGGGAUUCUCGAAGGCCAGUCCCACGGCCACCAGGACGGGAGGAGCAGCCCGACGCUCCACGUCAGCGGACUCGCGGAUUCCGCGACCCAAGCACCUCACCAGUCCCAGUCCGGUGCGCAAGGAGUUCAUGCGGCAGAACACCUACACGCUGGCCACGCCCUCGCCAACGCCCAGUCCGCAGGUGGAGAGAAAGGCGCGAUUGAGCUCCCUGCAGGAGAAGCCUCCGACCGUGUCCAGUUUCCAGGCAGCGGAGCCAUUGCCCGAGUCCCAAAGCUUCAUCCGUCAGCCGCAGAAGGAUUCGUUGGAUCUGAGUCUCCUGGGCGAGGAUGAGCUGAUAGUCCGCGAGGAGAAGCGGGUGAGCAUCAGUUGGUCGCGCGACGCCUCUCCAGCCCCGCUGAUGUCCUCCUCGGGCACUACAAAGUCCGAGUCACCGGAACAGGAGCCGGCGAUGAGCUCCUCCAGUGAUUCCAGUCCGCCCAUCGACGUUCAGAUUGCCCAGGGAGCGCGCAAGAAGUCCAGCACUCCACUCAAGUCUAGUCAGAGCGAGGGCUCCCAGGUGACCGUGAUCGAACAGCCGGCCACCAAAGCCCAGCUCCACCAGUUGGCCCAGGCGGAUUCGGAGCCCCGGAAAAAAACCGAGAUGUCCAAGAGCCUCAAAGACGCCCUCAAGAUCAUAAGCGACUCGCUGCUGAAGAAGUUGGGCGCCAAGCCCAUAUCCUCGCAGAGCCUCAAGUCGGCCAAGACGACCAUCCAGGAUCACUGGUUCAACAACUCCAGUACUGGCAAGUCCGAUCCCCAUCAGGUGGAGGAUUAUCUGGAUUACUUUGAAUCGCUCUCGAUCCCACUGCUGGAGUAUUGUGUCAAUCUGUCCGACAGUAAUGGCAACACAGCCAUGCACUAUGCAGUCUCGCACGGCAACUUCGAUGUGGUAUCCAUACUGCUGGAUUCUAAGGUUUGCGAUGUAAACCAGAUGAAUAACGCCGGAUACACGUCGGUGAUGCUCGUAUCGCUGGCCAAGCUGAAGCAGCCCGCCCAUCGGACGGUCGUCGAGCGACUGUUCAAGAUGGCCGACGUCAACAUACGGGCCAAGAAGCACUGCCAGACCGCUUUGAUGCUCGCUGUGUCGCAUGGUAACGGGGACAUGGUCAACAUGCUCCUGGACGCCGGGGCGGAUAUCAACAUCCAGGACGAGGACGGCAGCACGGCCCUGAUGUGCGCCGCCGAGCACGGACGCGUGGAUGUGAUCAAGCACCUCCUGUCGCAUCCGGAGUGCGAUUCACUGGUCACCGAUGUGGAUGGCAGCACGGCCUUCAAGAUCGCCUGGCAGGCUGGCCACCGGGAUGUGGGCCUGCUCAUCUACGUGCACGAGCAGAUGCUGCGGAGCAAGCUGCCAAACCGCGGAGAUGCCACGAGGAGCUCCCUGAUUUCGCCACCGCGCCACAAGCGCCAGCCAUCGCAGUAAAGCCAUUUCGUAUUAGCGGCCAAGUCGACGAACAAACAGCUAGUGAUUAAGAUUUUAAUUAGCAUUUCGUAGAGCUGCUCAGAAUACAUUCCAUAGCGAGAGAUACUGAGGAAAGGCACGAGGGCAGCUUACACUUUCAUAUGUAUAUUGUAUAACUAAAAAUUCGUUUGUCGUACGUUUUAUUUAUUUGUAAAUCUAAUUUUACUGCUAAUUUGUAGUGUAACUCUAAUUCGAUAUUGAUUCAUCGACAAACGCAGCAAACUCAGUGCAACACAUCUGAGACGACACAUCGAUCAACUAAUGCAACUAAGUACUGCACAGGCCUGAGCUACCGAUCCUGAAAAGUAGCCGACAAACCAAUCAACCAUAUCAAGCAACCGACAAUGCAAAAAACGAUAUACGAGUAUACUACUAACCGCAAAUAACAAAUAACAAACAGUGAAUCAAAUUGACAAAUGUUUUAACAAAUCAAAAGGUUCGUCUUUAGGAGAAUCGGGUGUAUUUAAUAGAAAUUAAACAAGCUAAUUUAGAAGAAAAUGUUUUCUCAAAUAAAUAAAUUCUUAAAUAAAAGCACGUGUUUUUGAUUAACUAUUCUAUUAACUAUGCUGACUCUGCCGUUGGGCUUCCUGACCUUUAGUUUAAUAUUGUUUUGGUUAGUCACUAUGCUGAGUUCUAUAUUGCUUUCUAGACUUUGUUCAUAGAGUAAAUUCUUCGUCAUUGGGCACAAGACUGAGAUUUAGAUACUGACACAAGCCAAAUCUCUUUGUUGCCACUUUUCUGUACACAUUGAGUUGCUUUAAUUACUUUUGCCAUAUAAAGCACAAGGCGGAAACAUUAAAAUUAAUUAAAAUAUCUCCAAAGAUGCCACAUUAAAUGUAGAAGGUUACAUAAUAUUUCAGAGGUUUAACAGUUGUUGGUU
Molecule: messenger RNA, 4961 nt
Organism: Drosophila teissieri
Lineage: Eukaryota; Metazoa; Arthropoda; Insecta; Diptera; Drosophilidae
Gene: Kank
Product: KN motif and ankyrin repeat domain-containing protein 2
Biological process (GO): negative regulation of actin filament polymerization
Cellular component (GO): cytoplasm; cytoskeleton
Molecular function (GO): protein binding
Source: RefSeq, a predicted model, not a curated record